This is a messenger RNA of Balaenoptera acutorostrata (minke whale), 1465 nucleotides long. RefSeq names its product acyl-CoA synthetase medium chain family member 2A. Gene Ontology annotation, biological process: fatty acid biosynthetic process; acyl-CoA metabolic process. Gene Ontology annotation, cellular component: mitochondrial matrix. The record is from RefSeq and is a predicted model, not a curated record. NCBI's taxonomy places the organism in Eukaryota, Metazoa, Chordata, Mammalia, Artiodactyla, Balaenopteridae. Gene Ontology annotation, molecular function: fatty acid ligase activity; fatty-acyl-CoA synthase activity.
AUGGUCAUCGGCAAGGCAGCCGGGGUUCAAGCUACGAUACUGGAUGAGAUCAUGUACGGAGUGAGUGUGAAUAAAGGAAAUGAGGAGGAAUCAUUAAAAGAGACUGAGAGUUUGAACGUGCAUUGGCUGCAGAAACUCCAGGGGCUUUGCAUCCUAUGGGGAACCCAGAUAUCCAGUCGCACUGUCCACAUUCAUACCAGGCAACUGGCAUCGCUGCCACGGGGCCACCAGGAAAUUCCUGCCAAAUUUAACUUUGCUAGUGAUGUGAUAAAUCACUGGGCUGGCAUGGAGAAGGUACCGGAUUGGGCCCUCAGAAGUGGAGAAGGCACUGAUGGAGCACCCGCUGUGGCUGAGACAGCUGUAGUAAGAAGCCCGGAUCCCAUCCGAGGAGAGGUAGUCAAGGCAUUUGUGGCCCUGGCUCCACAGUUUCUGUCCCAUGACCUGGACGAGCUCACCAAGGAGCUGCAGCAGCAUGUGAAGUCAGUGACAGCCCCAUACAAGUACCCAAGGAAGAUGGAGUUUGUCUUGGAUCUGCCCAAGAUUAUCACGGGGAAAAUCCAGCAGGUGAAGCUUCGAGUCAAGGAGUGGAAGAGGUCUGGGCAGAUCGGGGCCCAGUGAUACUUGCAAGGAGCUUUACUUUGGGUCCUGCCCUUCUUCCCCUUUUAUUUCCCUUUGGAUCAUCUGCCUUCCUCUGGGGGAUAUGAGAUUCUUUAUGAUAAGACGUGAUCUGAUUUCUGUCUUUCCUUGAUUAUUAGUUCAAAAUCUUGCCAUGUUAGGAGCUGAAAAAAGAAAAGGAGGGGAGGAAUGAGAGAGAGAGGAAAGGAGAGGUGAACAGAGAAAAAGGAAAAAAAUGAGAGAAAAAUUAAAACAGCAAUAGAAAGAAACUGAGAAAUAAAAAAAGGACGGAGGGAUGGUGAGGUGGAGGCAGGGAGGAAAGGUGGAAAUAAUUAGAGGGAAGAAGAGAAAUAGAAGGAGGAGAAAGGAAGAAAUGAAGGAAGGAAGAAAGGUAGGAAGGGGAAAAAAGAAAAGAAAGAACUCAAUAAAAUAGUAAGAGAAACUGAUAAAGGAAAAUGAUGGAAGACAGGAAGAAUAGGAGAAAGGGAGGAGGGAAGGAAACUUAUAAUUACUCCCACAAGUAGACAGAUAGUGACAAAAUCAUGCAGAAAACUGGAUCUUAGGAAGGAAACAAAAGGCUAUGACACCCCAUCACGCUCCUAGGACAAAACCUCCAUACAGAGAGGUUUGUGGGUGUGAUUGGGAAAUUAGAAUCAUCCACAAGUCACUUCAAAUUUGGGGGCAAUCAUGACCAGAGGAGGGGAAUCACCAUUUACUGAGCAUUUGUCACAAUGCAAGACACUGUCCAUGCAAGGCAUUUCAUAAAUAUUAUCACGUCUUAUCUCUAUGUGGCAUCUACAGACUUCAGAUCAUAGCUGUGAGAACAGUGUAGGCACCUCAAAAAGGUGUC